AUGGUCCAAGAGCUACAUACUUACGACUACGUGGUAGUCGGGGGCGGCAUUUCGGGCGUGGUGGUAGCCUCACGCCUCCACGAAUCGUUGCCUUCAGCGUCGAUUGCCUUGAUUGAAGCAGGAAAAGACGAGUCCGAGUUCGAGCUGGCCAAGUACACCAAAUACAUUGCCGCGGUGCGAGGGUCGAGCAUCGACUACAGCUAUGACACAGUCCCUCAGUUGCAUAUGGAUGGCACACGUAAAAAGGCAUGGGCAGGACGUGCGCUUUCAGGAGGUGGAGCAAUCAACGUUGGCGCUUGGAUGCGUGGCCCAGCAGUCGACUAUGAGCGAUGGGCCAAGCUUGCUGAUGAUGACUCGUGGACCUUUGACAAGCUGCUCCCCUUCUUCCGCAAGUCUGAGACUUUUUUGAAGGACAACCCUGAUCCGGUCCUCCACGGCACUCAAGGUCCCAUGGACGUGCAGCUGAUGAAAGACAUCCGCCGGGGCAAGUGCUACCCUUUGGCUGAGCCACUCAAGCAAGCGUGGCUUGAAGUCGAUCCCUCUUUGCCCUGGAACGAGGAUAUCAACAAUGGGUAUCCUCUCGGCAUGGGCGACUGCGCUUCAACUCUGAUCGGGGGUGAGAGACAGUUCCCUCAUCAGAAAUUUCCGCUCGAUGGCGUGAAAAUCUUCACCAAAAGUAUCGUGGCCCGAGUCCUUCUCCGACGGGAUCCGUCAAGUCCUCUCCCAGUUGCUGUUGGCGUUGAGCUCGUCGAUGGUCAAAAGAUUCACGCCAACAAGGAAGUCAUUAUUUGCGCCGGCGCCUUCAACUCACCUAAGAUUCUAUUACUGUCCGGCAUCGGGCCAGCGUUAGAAAUCCACCAGCAUGGCAUCCCAGUCGAGGUCGACCUCCCUGAGGUUGGAAAAGGGUUCCGUGACGACAUUGUCAUGCGCGUGGCUUGGAGACUGCGUCACCCAGAGCGUGGUCUAUCGCUGGGUUCUCCAGCGCUCACGGACCCCGACUUGGUCAAUAAUCUGCCGCUCGACUUCUUCGUCUGGACGCAGUGUCCUAUGGAUGAGGUACGCAAGGCACUGGAGAAGGAUGGAAUCGUGGACCAAGAACAUGAGCUCCUCCACCCGAAGGUAGUUCAUCAGGAGAAUUAUAUCAUGUGGAUGGCGGGCCGCUCGGACGCGUUGCUCGCAAAGCUCGGUCUUUCCAACGACGGGAAGUUCAUGUGCACGAGCACGUAUAACCUACACCCUACCUCCGUGGGCUCCAUCACGCUCUCGUCCGCGGAUCCCCUGGCGCCGCCGGUGAUUGAUCCCAACUACUAUGCCACCGAGACAGACCGCGUGAUCUGGCGCGAUGCUCUCCGAAAGCAGAUGCGGGUACUUCUAGACACACCAAGCGGUAAAUCAUUCGUUGUGGAAGAGGCUCCUCCCCCGGGCUACCCUCAACUCACUCUGGACUCGUCCGACAGAGAAAUCGACAGACGAGUGGGCGCCUUUGGCGAGACAGGUUCACAUCCAUCGGGUUCCUGCGCCAUGGGCAAAGUGGUGGACUCUCGCCUCCGCGUCAAAGGCGUGCGAGGGUUGAGGGUCGUCGAUGCAAGCAUUUUCCCGGGUCCGAUUGCCACACAUAUCCAAGCUGGUGUUUACGUGGUGGCUGAAAAGGGCGCCGACAUGAUAGCGGCCGACGCGAAACCGAGGGCACUAUCUGCGGAGAAAUUGUGA
Messenger RNA from Fonsecaea erecta, 1710 nucleotides. RefSeq lists its product as hypothetical. The record is from RefSeq and is a predicted model, not a curated record. The coding region runs from base 1 to 1710 and encodes 569 amino acids. Gene Ontology annotation, molecular function: flavin adenine dinucleotide binding; oxidoreductase activity, acting on CH-OH group of donors. NCBI's taxonomy places the organism in Eukaryota, Fungi, Ascomycota, Eurotiomycetes, Chaetothyriales, Herpotrichiellaceae. The transcript has a single exon.